Molecule: messenger RNA, 948 nt
Organism: Esox lucius (northern pike)
Lineage: Eukaryota; Metazoa; Chordata; Actinopteri; Esociformes; Esocidae
Product: olfactory receptor 11A1-like
Exons: 1
Coding region: 1-948 (315 amino acids)
Biological process (GO): G protein-coupled receptor signaling pathway
Cellular component (GO): membrane
Molecular function (GO): olfactory receptor activity; G protein-coupled receptor activity
Source: RefSeq, a predicted model, not a curated record
AUGACUAACUCAACACACUUCACCUCAUUUAUAUUAGCUGGAUAUAGUGAUAUAGGACAGUUAAAGUACUUUUAUGUAUUCAUAAUAACUGCAUUAUAUAGCUCUAUAUGGUUUUCAAACAUUUUGCUUAUUGUGGUUAUAUGUACAAAGAAAAGCCUUCACAAACCCAUGUAUCUGUUUCUGUGUAGUUUGUUUGUAAAUGACUUGUAUGGAAGCACUGCUUUGUUUCCUGCUGUCAUGACUAAUUUGGUUUCAGAUGACCAUUCAAUUUCCACUUUGUAUUGUUAUCUACAGAUCUUUUGUAUAUAUUCAUAUGCAUCUGUUGAAUUCAGUAAUUUAGCUGUCAUGUCCUAUGACAGGUAUCUUGCUAUAUGUUAUCCACUACAGUAUAAUGUCCUUAUGACACCCAAUAAGGUGUGCAUUUUAGUUUCUGUAAUAUUGUUGGUCCCUUGGGUAAAUGUCAUGGUAAGUCUGUCUUUAACUGUUUGUUUGGAACUGUGUGGAAACAUUAUAGACAAAGUGUACUGUGACAACUACCUUGUUGUGAAACUUGCCUGUUCAACAUCAGACACAGCAGUCAAUAACAUCUAUGGCCUUAUCUCUGCUGUUUCAUUGCUUUCUCUCUCUUUGUUUACAAUUAUUUUCUCUUACAUUAAGAUUCUAUGUAUUUGUUUGAAAUCUUCCAUUGAGACUCGACAAAAAGCGUUCAACACCUGUACUCCUCAUCUGGCAUCGAUGUUUAACUUUUCUUUUGGCUGUUUCUUAACCCUGCUCCAGAGUAGAUUUGAUAGACCUAUGAAAGGUCUUCCAACUGUACUUCAGACAAUUUUAUCAGUGUAUUUCCUGAUGUGCCAGCCACUUUUUAAUCCCAUUGUAUAUGGCGUUAGGAUGUCUAAAAUUAAACAGGCUUGUAGAAACAUUCUACCAGGUCAGCAGCCUAAAUUAUAA